AUGAACGAAACGAAACGCAAUGACGCAUCCGGAAGUGAAUCGUCGGCGAUUAAGGUUGAAGCGUUGGAAACUGAAAAACGUCAAAUGGAGAGUACACUGAGAUCAAUGGAACGUCAGUGUGAACUUAUCGAAGAAAACGCUAAAUUACGUGAUGGUCUUGCAAUAGCUAUUGCAAAGGCUGAGAGAUUCAAGGAAGACUUGGAAAUUGUGAAGGAUGCGAAUAGUGCGUUGAAUGAGGAUUUAAAGAAAGCACGAGAUGAUAAGAGUAAUGCUAUUGUACGAGCGGAGACGUUACAACAAGCAAUAGGUGAGAAGGAGCGAUUAGUCGCAUACUUACAG
Molecule: messenger RNA, 339 nt
Organism: Anisakis simplex (herring worm)
Lineage: Eukaryota; Metazoa; Nematoda; Chromadorea; Rhabditida; Anisakidae
Source: the annotation of a GenBank genome assembly